Chrysochloris asiatica (Cape golden mole) is the source of this 1013-nucleotide messenger RNA. It is a transcript of the gene TNFAIP6, whose product is annotated as tumor necrosis factor, alpha-induced protein 6. Gene Ontology annotation, biological process: cell adhesion; negative regulation of inflammatory response. Gene Ontology annotation, molecular function: hyaluronic acid binding. Bases 70 to 903 code for a protein of 277 amino acids. The record is from RefSeq and is a predicted model, not a curated record. The transcript has 6 exons. NCBI's taxonomy places the organism in Eukaryota, Metazoa, Chordata, Mammalia, Afrosoricida, Chrysochloridae.
CUCAGCCGUUGCUCUGAGACUUUUCCCCUAGCAGCCCUGACAGGCUGUUACUGUUCUGCAACCAACAAUAUGGUCAUCUUCAUUUACUUAUUUGUCUUACUGUGGGAAGAGGCUCACGGAUGGGGAUUCAAGAAUGGAAUUUUUCACAACUCCAUAUGGCUUGAACAAGCAGCAGGCGUGUACCACCGAGAAGCGCGGACUGGCAAGUACAAGCUCACCUACUCAGACGCUAAGGCCGUGUGUGAGUAUGAAGGUGGCCGCCUGGCCACCUACAAGCAGCUAGAGGCAGCCAGGAAAAUCGGAUUUCAUGUGUGUGCUGCUGGAUGGAUGGCCAAGGGCCGAGUUGGAUAUCCCAUUGUGAAGCCAGGGCCACACUGUGGAUUUGGAAAAACUGGUAUUAUUGAUUAUGGAAUCCGCCUCAAUAGGAGCGAGAGAUGGGAUGCCUAUUGCUACAAUCCUCAUGCAAAGGAAUGUGGUGGUGUCUUUACAGAUCCAAAGCGAAUUUUUAAAUCUCCAGGCUUCCCAAAUGAAUAUGAAGAUAACCAGGUCUGCUACUGGCACAUUAGACUCAAAUAUGGUCAGCGUAUUCACCUGAGUUUCUUGAACUUUGACCUUGAAGAUGACACAGCUUGUUUGUCUGAUUAUGUAGAAAUAUAUGACAGUUACGAUGAUGUUCAUGGAUUUGUGGGAAGAUACUGUGGGAGUGAGCUUCCAGAAGACAUCAUCAGCACAGGAAAUGUCAUGACCUUGAAGUUUCUAAGUGAUGCUUCAGUUACAGCAGGAGGCUUCCAAAUUAAAUAUGUUGCAGUGGAUCCUGCAUCCAAAUCCAGUCAUGGAAAAAAUACAAGUGCUACUUCCACUGGAAAUAAAAACUUUUUGGCUGGAAGGUUUAGCCAUUUGUAAAACAAAAGAACUUUCAGAAUAUACAGUGUUUGUAUUUGCAUCCCUUGGAACCCCUUGGAUCUCACUUUUUAUAUUAUUAUUAAUACUUAUUUAUUAUUUUUUUAUUUGAA